AUGUCCUCCGACGCGUGCUGGAAUGUGCUCCCCACCGAGAUGAAGCUCGCCGUCGUCGGCCUCCUUGAUGCCAGCGACGCCUGGCAGCUCGCAAACACCAGCAUGGAGUCUUACGCCCUCGCACUUCCCGUUCUCUUCCGGACCGUCCACAUCCAAAGCGCCGAAGCGUUGCACGUCUACGCUGAUGCCGUCCCAAAAGCCCACAACCGGCACAUUCGCCAACUGACCAUCUCCACCAAACGCGCUACCCAGCGCCGAUCCGCUCAGCCCCUCCGUGUGACCGACGCACUGGUCGAAAUCCUCCCCCACUGCUCACAGGUGGAGCAGCUGACGCUCAAGCUCGCCGCUUCCUUGACCAAGGCUGUGAUCCCCUGCUUCGAAGCACUCGCUGCGCUCGAGUCCUUGUGCAUUGGCCAUUGCGGCGAUGCUGCCCGCUUCCCUCUGAGCGAGCGCCUCGUUGUUUCCAUCGCGGCCUCCGUCCCCAACCUUCGCCACCUCUCGCUCGACCACAUCACUCGCUCGGCCAUCCACGCGCCCGACCUCGUCGGUGCCCGCCCCUUCGUCCCGGUCGUGAAAGGAGACGAGGACGUGCCGGACCACCCCCUGCUCGGCCACGAGCUCCGCCUGCCCGCCCUGCUCCGCGUCCCCACCCUCAAGAAGCUCCGCAUCAAGGACACCCACCUCGGCGACCCCCAGUGGGAGACGAUGCCGGUCCGGUGCGCGCUCGAGGUGCUCGACCUCGGGAGCUGCUACCACGAGUCGACAGACUACAACCGCACGUGCACGGAGCGCAUCAUGGGCAACAUCGGCCACACCGUCGACGAGUGCGCGCUCAACACCGCGCUCACCCCCGAGACGUUCGCGCACGCGAAGAGCGCGGAGCGCCCCCGCCCGCUCACGCGCCUCCGCCGCGUGCACCUCACCCCGCUCUUCCCGGUCGAGAACGUCGUGGACACGCUCGCCGCGCUCGCGGAGUCCCCCGUGGAGCGGCUGUCGGUCGAGUGCCACGCGGACGACGUGGUGGACAUGUGCGACGCGCUCACGGACUUCCUCCACCUCCGCGUCGCGCAGGGCGACAAGGGCUUCUACCGCCACCUGCUCGAGAUCUCGUUCUCCACCGUCUCCGACCUCGCCGACGCGUUCGACAUCGGCCUGGGCGCGCGCGCGGCGGCGUUCCGCCGCGCUCCCGAAGACCUCCCUGCAGACGCCGCGGAGGCGGUCCGGCGCCUGAUGGCGUACUGCCAGGAGCUCCGCCUCGGCGCCGCGAAGGAGGACAAGAAGCCGGUCACCGUCAUGGGCCGCGGUCGGAGCGCGAGCGCGCCCGCCGUCCUCUUUGCGUAG
Molecule: messenger RNA, 1341 nt
Organism: Epithele typhae
Lineage: Eukaryota; Fungi; Basidiomycota; Agaricomycetes; Polyporales; Epitheliaceae
Exons: 3
Coding region: 1-1341 (446 amino acids)
Source: RefSeq, a predicted model, not a curated record